AAAUUCUCAAGUCCUCUCAGAGAGUAAGUCGCCGUCGGUUUUUACCCCCACUAUGGAAAAACAAGUCUAAUCUCACGCCGUCACUACACGUUAACAUUACAAACCGACGCCGAUUUACUCUCUGGGAGGACUUUAACUUAUUCUUUUUAAAGUAAAAUUAAAAAAGUUCGGUUAGUACGGGUCAUGGCCCAGUCUUCAAUGACUCAGAUCUAAAUUUAAAAAAGUGUAAAUUACAUCAAUUGAUCUCAUUAAAUCAGUACAAAUACUAAUAGAUUAUUUUUUUAGUAUUGGUAAUAAAUUUACGAAUUCUCGUUGACGAUUUUUCGGUUUUUUGUUUCAUUAUACUAAGUGAUGAAAAUUUUAAAUAAAAAAUCAAACAAAAUGAUGAACUAAAAGUGGCAUUAGUGGUGGCCGUCUUCUCCGCCAUUUUGUUCAUUCAAAACAACAAUAAAAGAUAGCACUCUAACGAGGUUUGUUAUAUUAUAAUAAAGUGCAAUAAAACUUAGUAACUAUAAUUCAUCCGAUUACGCGGUAAAUAAUCCAAAGUUUAAAAUAUCCCAUAAUUUCUUUUUACGGAAACUCUGUAUUUCCGUUGAUUAAAAUGAAUGAAAUACAAGCUCAGAAAAAUGGAAUAAAUGAGUUUAUAAUGAAUAACAAUUCAAUAAGAAAUAAUAAUUUCUGCAAGGCAAAAAGUGUUGAUGACAAAGUUAUCGGAUAUAAUGACAAUGGAAUAAAAAAACCAAAUAUUAAUAACUCAAUCCAGAUGUGCGACAAUAAAAUGACCAAUAGUAAUAAUGAUAUUUUAACAAAUAAAAAUAAGAUUAUUAACAAUUCAUUAGAUGACGAUCAACGAAGGGUAUUAUUAAAUACGACAGUAGAUCCAGCGCAUCAAGUUAAUUAUAUUCUACCGCCAAAUGAAGUCCCAGUUUUUUCUCUCAAUAACAACAAUCCAUUUCAAAAUCAAUUAGCUCAAGGUUUCAUGAUACCCAUAAAUCCAUUUGAACAGAAUAUUAUGCCUUCUAAUCCAAUGAUUCCUAAUUUGAAACCAAGUCUUUAUUUUCUAACUAAUGAUUCAAAAUUAAUUCCUUAUUAUGGUUUCGUAACUGGAAUAAAUGACAGUAAUAAUGCAACUAUUACUUCAGAUCAAGUUCCACAGAGUAAAGAAAACAAUAAUAAUGUAAAUUUAUUAGAAGUAAAUGAUAAAAUUGAUGGAAUAGAUUCGACUAAUGCUACAUAUUCUAAAGAUGAUGAAAUUGGACCAGAACUAGCAACAAAAACCAGCGUCACCUUUGAAACUGUUGCUGAUGAUAUGCCAAUAGAUUUAACAAUGAAACCAAAUACAGAAGAGAAUUUGACUUAUGAAGUUCCUUUUGAUUAUGAAACUUAUGAUAUGCAACCAAUAGAUUUAACUAUAGAUAUGCAACCAUUAGACUUGAAAAUAAAACUGAAGACAUCACCGGUACUUGAUACUAAACAAACAGAGCAAAAUUCAUUACCGGUCAAAGACAAAACUGUUCCCGAAACAUAUUCUGAUUUUUCUAUACCUCAUUCUUCCUUGACAAAGAAGUCAAAAAAAAAUAAAACACGAAAGGUAAAAAAGUAUCUUAAAUUUUUCGAUGAAAGUAAAGGGCUUUACAUAUGCAAAGAAUGCAAUUAUUCAACUAUAUAUGUAUCAGUAUUUAAAAAGCAUGUCAAAAUUCAUAUGCGUGAACGCCGCUUCAGUUGCCCUCAUUGUUCAGUAGUUAAUUACUCAAAAUAUAACUUAAUGAUGCAUAUACGCACUCACACGAAUGAGAAACCAUAUGAGUGUGAUAUUUGUUCGAUGAAAUACAGUCAAGCCAUAACUCUGAAAGAACACAAACUUCGUCACGAAAAAAGUCUUUCAACGUCUGAUGAAAUACUCCAGUGUUCUGUUUGUCAAAAAAUUUUUCCAGAUCGAGAAUACUUGAGAGUUCAUAAAAAGGAGCACAAAAAAGGGAAAUUUUAUAAAUGUGCGAUUUGUCUAUUUACGACAAAGUGGUUAGUUUCAUUUAAAAACCAUGCUGAGGUACACAAAAAACGUGGUUUUUAUGUUUGCAAUGAAUGCGGUAGGUCAUUGAAACACAAGAAAUCGUUGAGAACACACUUGGUUCAAUUUCACAGUUUACAGUUCAGAAGAAAAUCUACUCGUGUUCCAUUAUCAAAAAAGUUAAAAGAUUCAUGUUUAAUCAAUCAGUCAUAAGACUAUAGUUGAUGGUUUUAACUUUGCGUUAUAAUAAAAUGCAACAAGAAGUUUAAUUGCACCCAUAAGAAUCAUUGAUGAUCAAGAAAAUUUAAAACUAGCCGUGCCGAAUUGUCGGUGGAUUCAUUCAUUUCACUAAGAUUGAGAAAUCGGAAUCACUUAUAUUAAAUUUUAAUAUAAAUCAUCGAUAUUUCAAUAGUACUUAGAGUAAUUUAAAAAAUAAAUUUUUACAUUUAAAGUUACAAUACAUUAUUUGAUAAUAAUAAUAAUUCAUGAAAAAAUAAACAUUUGAUGAAAGUAAUAAGAUUAAUCUUAAAAUUAAUGAGUGAAAAUUAUAAAGCAAACUUUCAAUAUACUUGGU
Messenger RNA from Microplitis mediator, 2582 nucleotides. Its product is annotated as zinc finger protein 679-like. The record is from RefSeq and is a predicted model, not a curated record. NCBI's taxonomy places the organism in Eukaryota, Metazoa, Arthropoda, Insecta, Hymenoptera, Braconidae. Bases 602 to 2221 code for a protein of 539 amino acids. Gene Ontology annotation, molecular function: DNA-binding transcription factor activity, RNA polymerase II-specific; RNA polymerase II transcription regulatory region sequence-specific DNA binding. The transcript is spliced from 4 exons. Gene Ontology annotation, biological process: regulation of transcription by RNA polymerase II. Gene Ontology annotation, cellular component: nucleus.